AUGCCGUCGCUACUCAUUAUCGUGUUCGCCCUCCAGGUAGCCAUCUAUCUGAUCAACACUUUUGGAGCCGCCACUAUCAACAGCCUGCUGUGGAAUAUCUACAACCGUCUCCCUACGCCAACCUCCCAGUCUGCGGCCGAACAGAGGGUGUUGAAGAAUCAGUUCAUGAAAAUCCGGAAAGAGCUGAACAGCACAAGCAGCCAGGAUGAGUUUGCCAAAUGGGCGAAAUUAAGGAGGCAGCACGAUAAGAUCCUGGAGAAACUGGAGAAGAGCAAAGCAGAACUAGAUUCUACGAAAGCAAAUUUCGACAAAAUCGUUGGGGCAUUGCGAUGGGCGGGCACGAACGGAUUCCGGAUGUUUCUACAGUUCUGGUACCAAAAGGAACCUAUGUUCUGGAUACCCAAGGGCUGGGUACCAUAUUACGCGGAGUGGCUGCUAUCAUUCCCACGGGCACCGCUGGGGAGCAUCAGUAUACAAGCGUGGGCAUUGGCAUGUAUGGCGAUUAUCGUACUAGUCAGCGACACGUUGGUUGCACUGGUGGCACUCGCGCUGGGAACUCGUUCCACGGUGAACAAGGAAAAUGGCGAAUCGAUGAAGGUGCCUUCGGGGGAGAAGCAGACACCGUCACAAUCACAGGCGGAGAAAAAGGAGUUAUAA
Molecule: messenger RNA, 657 nt
Organism: Venustampulla echinocandica
Lineage: Eukaryota; Fungi; Ascomycota; Leotiomycetes; Helotiales; Pleuroascaceae
Product: Protein GET1
Exons: 3
Coding region: 1-657 (218 amino acids)
Biological process (GO): tail-anchored membrane protein insertion into ER membrane
Cellular component (GO): GET complex
Source: RefSeq, a predicted model, not a curated record